ACCACAGCCAGCCAGCCAGAAGCAGGGCACAUCUCGACUUGGGAAACCCCCGAACAGCAACCCAAUAAGGCUUCAAGACUUCCAAGCACAUUCCCGGUCCGUUUGCACUCUAUCUGUGCCUGCACCUGCACCUGCACCCCCCAUCACAAUCUCGCCAGUGAUCCCAGGUGCUGCCGCUUGGUGACGAUCGCUGUCCCCCCCAGCCGAUGGAAGAUCCUUGCGACUACCACGCCAGCUGUCAAUUCUCACAUCACGAAAUGAAAGUAGCAACCUCGUAAGUUCAGACAUCAUCAUCAUGCUGCUCUCCCCUUUGUGGGCGGUUCAAUGACUACCGAGUUGAUGGUACGAAUGACACUGAGUUGGUAACAUCCGAAUGCUUCUGCGGUUGUGGAAUGGCCGGGUCGAGAGAACGGUACUUGAGAACUACGAGUCAGCGCUACAUGCCUACACGGCAUUUCCAGAUAACGGAUGAGAAUUCCAUGGCAGUCGCUGCCCUCCAACGCACGCCGUAUUGACUUAAUAUGGAUAUGGAGGGUGGCCCUAACCCUAAGAUACAGAACUCUACAGCAGUUGGUAGGGUACAGACAGCCAUGAGGCAGGCUACAGGACAGUACAGCAUCGAGAGAGGCUGCACGAACUCAACGGUAGUAUGUGCAUAUGUGGGCGUAUCGCAUCCUUUCCGGAGGUACGUCCAAGAUAUUCGAAGCCAUCAUGCCCCUCUUCCCUCUCUCUGAGACUCUCCCCUCUGUUGGUUCAGCCGAUGAAGCACCGCAAUGCACCUUCAUCUGCAUCUGGCCUUCUCGGGCUGUGAGAAAGUAUCUCCGAAGACGCUGAUGCUAUCGAUGCCAUUCCCUGGCCCUGAUCUUGUAUGUAUGUAUGUAUAGUAUGUACAUCAUGUACCUGUGCCAUUCCUCCUCUCACUCCACUUGAUCCGCAUUUCAUCCUCUUCCCGCAGCUCAACAUGCAAAUACGUUUUCCGGCUCAACUGCCACUUGAUGGGAGGGAAGGACCCGUUUUCGGGAAGCUUCUCGAGGUCAAGCCCUGUUUAUGUUCACAAUGUCAAGGAACUUCAGCCAGGCUUUUGUGUAUAUAUGCAUCUUGAGAGAACCAGGCAAAGGAUUGAACGAAGGUCUCCUCUUCACACUCGACAAUCGUCCUUGGUCACGCAUCUUAUAGGUCUUGAUAGUCCACCUAACCUAGGGCCAUACUACAAAUACGCCACUCCACCGAGGGAAAGCCAAUCGCCACUUUCACCUUUCCACAACCACGCAACAAUAAUCAAUGAGCGGUAAGCCGUGAGCAUGUGUGGUGGACUUAGCUGAUAAUAUCAGACCUACCCUUCAUAUAUAUCCCUUAUAUAUAAGCUCCCGAAGCUCUUGUUUUCACCAACUGUCUCGUCAGUAUUGAAGUGUACCAUUGAAUACUCUUUUUGGCCAACUGCAUUCAGCCCCUCGGCAGACUGAACCAACAUAAGAACGUGGUUCUCCACACACACGAAUCCAUUUCCAACAAACAAAAGCCGGCUUCCGAAAGAGGAAGCACCAACCGGCUCUCCUACGUCAACCAUAUCGUUUUUAGACGACAUUCACUUGACUGCCGAGUUAGACUACAUCUGGAUCAGAGCACAGGAGAUCAAGCUUGGGAUAUCAAACUUGGCUAUAAAACAUGAGUUACUACGGUCCUACUCCUCCACCUAUUCCAUACGACACAAGACCGGAGAUGCGAAGACCCUCGCAGCCAUCUCUAGAUGCUAGUCUUCAAAGUCUUACUCGCAAGAAUGCUGUCUAUUAUCCCAAUUACCGAGUCUACCGUGGAGAAACACCAGCAACACUGAACUACCACUGCAUCAACCAUGUCUUUUAUGCUUUUGCUCAAGUGUCACCCGAUGGCAUUGUAUCUGUAGGUCUUUGCCCAACUUGUAUAUUCUUGGACCGGGUCUGAUGAAGUUUAGUUGAACGAUGAGUGGGCGGAUGCACAAAUGCCAGUAGACGGAGCGACCGGAUGCAUCGGAUCUUUUAUGCGACUGAAGCAAGAGCACGAGUAUCUCAGGGUAAUACUGUCAAUCGGCGGAGGAGCAGCAAGCCAGAACUUUGCGAGAGUAGCAGCCCAUGCUUCAACCAGAGAUACAUUCGGUCGUUCUGCAAGAGCGUUAGUUCAAGCAUCCGGGUUUGACGGAAUCGAUAGCAAGUACUCUCACAAGCACUAAAUCUUCCCUCUGACAGGUUAUCUAGUCGACUGGGAGCACCCAUCAGAUCAAAUCGAAGGCCAGAACUUUCUCUCCCUCCUAGCAGCCAUUAGACUUUACCUCCCAGACAAUCAAUACCUCCUCACUGCUGCUCUCCCAGCCGGUCAAUGGGCCCUGCAAAACAUCAACCUAUACAAAGCACAAGACUACCUCGACCUUCUCAACCUCAUGGCCUACGAUUUCACUGGUUCCUGGUCCGAAAAGGCUGGUCACCACGCACAGCUGUACGCAGGGAAGCCUGGUGAACCAUCCAGUGCCGCAGCUGUGGAUUACGUUAUUUCCACCGGUUUCCCAGCGGCAAAGAUCCUGCUUGGUGUUCCGGUUUAUGGAAGGAGUUUCUUGGGUACCAGUGGACCAGAGCAUUCGUUCACAGGACAUGGAGGCGAGGAAGGGACAUUUGAGUAUAAGUACUUGCCGUGUGCGGGGACGGAGGAGAUUGUUAAUACAAGGGUUGUCGGGGCAUUUUGUCAUGGAGGGGAUGGAGAAGGAGGAUGGGUUACAUAUGAUAAUCCGGAGACGGUGAAAAUGAAGGCGGGAUUUUGUAAUCAGAGGGGACUUGGGGUAUGUGUGAUUUCCGUUCGAUCCCUUUUCUUUUUCUGUUGUCUCUACCAAUUAUCUCUUUCCUUCCCGCAUCUCUUUCUUGGAGUCUGUUCGCUUCUGUGUCCGAUCAUGUAUUGACAAUACGUUUCAGGGCCUCUUCUACUGGACCGGAACCGCAGAUGUCCCAAGUGGACCCAGGAGUCUCGUCUCGGCUGGCUUCAAGGCUCUACAUGGAUCUUGAAGGGCGCGCGCAUCUGUUUGUUUACGAAUUUACGAGAAAUAACGUUCCCUAUUUCAUCCGCCCCCCUCCCUCUUUGUAAUUUUACGAAAAUCGAACCCGCUUCUUCCAUAUGGAUUGGGAAUCAGCAUACUGGAAACAAGCAAGCAAGCAUGUACGCAUAGACUGGGGAUUGGCGGAAUGUUUUU
Molecule: messenger RNA, 3211 nt
Organism: Hymenoscyphus albidus
Lineage: Eukaryota; Fungi; Ascomycota; Leotiomycetes; Helotiales; Helotiaceae
Source: the annotation of a GenBank genome assembly